Messenger RNA from Clonostachys solani, 864 nucleotides. The record is from the annotation of a GenBank genome assembly. Lineage: Eukaryota; Fungi; Ascomycota; Sordariomycetes; Hypocreales; Bionectriaceae.
AUGCAGAACCACCAUCACCAGCACUUCUUCCAGUCCGAGGAGCGGUACGACGCUCCAGCUGGCGCUCCACCAGCCUACACCAACUCUGCCAGCCCAGCCUACCAGACCGUCUCCGACUCCAAGCACAGACACGGCAGGCCAAUCCUCUUCCCCCAGCAGCUCGUCUUCACCUACCGCGUGGGGCGCUCGCACUCGCACCUCGGCGAGGUCAAGGACCAGCCCCUGUUCCUCGUCAGGAUCCCCCGCUGGUCCAUGGGCUGGUCCGACAUCGUCCUGCUCAGCGGCACCGACAAGCUCGACGCGCCCCUCGCCUCGGCUGGCGUCGAGAAGGGCAGCAAGACGACCCGCACCGCCCUCAGGGUCAUGCCCCACCGCGGCAGCGCCCUCCAGCACCCCUUCGAGACGAGCAUGGACGGCAACUACAAGUCCAAGCACCACUUCACCGUCCCCGUUGGCGCCGACGGCCACCUGGAGACCUUCGAGUGGCGCCAGAGCAAGGGCAGGAUGGUUAAGGACCUCGUUGGCGGCUUCCAAUUCGGCCUCAAACUCGUGCGCCUCCACGGGCCUCCCGCGGCCUCGUCGUCCAGCGCACACACCGGCAGCGACGAUGACGAGAUGGGCGGCGUCACGAGCGACGGUCGGUCCGUCGUGGCUGUCUUUGCCGGCGAGCGCUGGCGCUACAACAAUGCCAAGUUCCGCUUCCACAAUGAGGGCUCCACCGGCGAGCUGGGCGAGCUGUUUGAGAUCGUCGCUGUCAUGUCCUUUAUCCGCCUGUUUGAGAUGCAGAUGGCGCAGGGCUCGUCCAUCGCCAACAGCUCGUCCGCUGCGGCUGCCUCGUCGUCUGCAGCUGCAGCUGCGGUCUAA